Molecule: messenger RNA, 1371 nt
Organism: Bolinopsis microptera
Lineage: Eukaryota; Metazoa; Ctenophora; Tentaculata; Lobata; Bolinopsidae
Exons: 10
Coding region: 199-1371 (390 amino acids)
Source: RefSeq, a predicted model, not a curated record
UGGGGUGUCAGUGAACAGGAAGCAGCGUACAAGUUACCUUUGAAAGGGAAACGAAAACGUAGCGGAUCUCUUUCUGGUAUACUAACCAGCGUGUUCAAACACAACAAGACGACGACUAAACACUCUGUUGUUUUGAGAACCAGACCAACUUUAACUAGAAAGUCCGUCUCUAACCAAGAUCUCAGUGUUGAGAAUAAGAUGAGAAAUAUUCCCAUACACGGAGAUCUGUCGUUCUCUACUCCCUGUAUCAGAACACCUGGGCCUGCUCCACGUGGACCUGUUAUCGGAACUCCUCUUCUCACGGCACAACGCAGGAAAGCGUUAUUGAGACAGACUCCUGUGGAUCCUAGGAAGAAACCAGCCAAACCGAAUAACACAACAGUAAAUGUGACGGACUUUCCCUCACCAGUAGAUCUAGAUCCCCCAAACAAGAGAUCUAAGUUUGACAUGUCACCACAAGCUGAUCCCGUUAAGAGGAAGAACUUUAAACAGAGGCUCAGCGAGGGAUUGACAUCACGCUAUCGUAAGUCGCGACUAAAGCGCAAGAGAUCACGUGUUCACCGCAGUUCUGAGGGCAGUACAGUCACCACCACCACCUCGACCACUACAGAUGUUACUGAUGUUACAGACGAACAGACAGGUUGUGACACUCCACUUACUGAUAAAAAGAAGAAAGAGAAGGCACCUGUCUUCUGCUUCAAGGCAAAGCCUGGUAGUUUUAACGACCAACAAAAGAGGUUAACAUACACAGCGGGGUUGUCAAUUAACAACAUUAACAACUCUGAAGUGGUUGUUAACAACUGUAACGUUGAGCCCAAUCUGGAGUCUCCUGUACAACCUGAACUAGGAGAAUAUUCUCCGUCAACUUAUGUGAAGCAGCUAGAACAUGGGGCAUCAACACCUGGAAUAACUGACACUACAAUCAGUAAGAAGAAGCUGUUCCCCUCUCCUCGGUUGGACGUAUCUAUCGAGUAUCAUCCCGCGAAGAAGAGUCACAUGAUCCCAAUAUCACCUAACGUAAACCUGCACAGACGAAGGGACUCUUAUCUUCAGAGUUGCCAGGUCACAGAGGAGGUAAAGGUAGAUGCCGCCCCGCCCCGCAGGAGGAGCCCCAGACUCAGACGAUCUGCUCCAAUCAGUUUAGCUAAUGUUCAGGUCACAAACACACCCGUCUCUCGACGUUCACCUCGUCUGGCUGGCCUACCCCUCAGUCCCCCCAAAGUCCGGUCCGUCUCCGGGGACUCCUUCACAGCUGCUCGUCACAGCGUGUCUCUCAAUGCUAUUAAUAUUACUCCGCAAACUUUCAGUAGAUCUAGCAUGAACAAACUCCAGCUUUCUCUCCAUCAGAGUUUCAUUAAACUGUAUUGCUAA